GUUUGAUAACAGGGAGUGGGGCUUCUUUGUGACGUCACACAAACGGGCUGAGCUCGAAGGGCGUGUUGAGCUUCACCGCCAAAUUCAAACUGCUGACUCCGGUGAGAAGAACAGCAUCGUCUCACACAUCUACUCUUUCUUUCAGUCUGAAUGACCUCUUCGGUGAUGGAUGGAGUGGGUCGAGCCAUGGUUGGAGUCUGGCGGGCGCACACCACCCUGGAUGAGUCGGAUGGCGCAGAGAGUUCUCCCGAGGCCCCUGAACGUUUCCGCAAGCUCCGCUCCUUGUCGUCUCUCAAUUCCAUGCACAUGUCCCUGCGGAAGCGUCUCCCGUUGCGCACCGUCCAGGCCAACUCCCUUCCCGGGAACCCAGACGCUGGGCCUGUGAAGGAGCAACCCAAAACCAGCACGGUCCGGAAGAUGAGCCGAAGUGCUCGGAACUCCAUCACUGGAGUGUACCAGAAGUUGCAGAGGACCAGACAGUUCUCCCGUGAGGAGUGUUUGGUGGCUACGCCAGGUCGCUCCUGCGAAGGGGAGGAGCCCGCCUCAUCACCUUCACACGUGCCUGGCCGGACCCCGAGACGCACCCCCAGGUCAGCAGCCACACCCGCACGCACCCCGGGCUCCAGAGGCAGGAGGACUCCCGACGCCGGUGUGCGUGGAGUGAAACACGGAGGAGGCAGGAGGCAGCUGGUUCGUGUGGCGGCGUUGCGAAGCCCCUUUGCGUCCCCCAACAUGCAGAACCAGCGGCUGAGGUUCGACCGAGACCUGGAGUCGGUGUCAAGUGGACUCAGGAGGCUCAAGCACCUCUCCAAGGCCUUCGAUGAGCUCAUUGGACGAGACGACAAGUCCAAAACAAAGGAGAACUAUGGCGGCUCGGUGAUGAGGAAGUUGGACCCCAGCGGUAAACUCAGCUGCUCUAACCUGAGCCGCCGAGCCUCGCGGAUGUCGGAGCGCCUGGGCGGAUGGGCCCACGUGGCUGUGAGCACCCUACGCAAAUGAUCCCAACUUAGCUCGUCUGUGUGCAACAUACGUAAAGGACCUCUUUGUAGCCAAACGAAGGCGCCACCUUGUUUAGACGUAGAAAACAUUGAGUAGUGAUGCUGGGGGACAUGCUGUGUAUAUUUAGCAUCGUUAUUGUUUGUUUACACGUUUAUGGCUAAAUUCUCCUCUGUAGCUAUACCAAAGGUGUACGUCUUUGUGACCGCUGCUACAACCAAACAUGUUACAUUUCUGAGAACACUCGUUUAGCUUACAGCUCAUUUAACUUUUGUGUCUAGGGUCCACUUUAACGUGAAAUAUGUAGGGCUAACACUAACACGUACAGGGACGUUACGUAUUUCCCUCUUUGUAAUACAGAUGCAAUAGUAUUUCAUUCACUUGUUUUAUACUUUAUUAUGUUUGUCUUCCAUAUGCAUGUGCCUUUUUUAUACACUUUUUAAUGUAUUUUUUCUACAUUCUGGAUCUCCCUGAGAUCAAUGCAGGCACUUACAAUGUGACCUUUGUUUGAUUUGUGUUGUCAUGUACAGAAAGCAUUCAAUAAUGUGAAAAGGAUUUAAUGGCUCAUUGUGUACUGGUGUUUCAAAGAGGUUAAUGGUGCUGGGUCUGUUCAACUGACGGCCUGUGAGCCAACUCUGGCCCAUGAAGGACAUCAAUGUGGCCCUUGAGUUCUUGGGAGCAGCUAAACAUUUAGCACCAGAGCAGUGUUGUAUUAUUGGGAAGAAUGUACUAAUACUAAUUAUGACUUUUAUUUUGCUUAGUUUGAUUCUCAUAUUUUCACUUAAAAAAAAAAUACAUUGUUUUUUUAGUUUAUUCUUGCUUUUUUCUCCUUAAAAUGCUAUUUUCUGUGAAUGUGUUGACUUUUCUUUGUAAAAUUACGGUUUUUAUUUUUGUAUUUUCCCCAACUUUCUUGUACAUUUUCUCCUCUAAUUAGGAUAUUAUUUCCAUAAUAUUUUCACUUUAUUAUUUUAACAUUAUAUAAUUUUCUACAACCUAAUUUGUACACAUCCAUAGACCACCCUUCUACGAAAAAGGGGGAAAUGUGAAAUAAAGCAGACAGUAAACUAUU
Doryrhamphus excisus (bluestripe pipefish) is the source of this 2065-nucleotide messenger RNA. It is a transcript of the gene pimreg, whose product is annotated as PICALM interacting mitotic regulator. The record is from RefSeq and is a predicted model, not a curated record. NCBI's taxonomy places the organism in Eukaryota, Metazoa, Chordata, Actinopteri, Syngnathiformes, Syngnathidae.